Molecule: messenger RNA, 759 nt
Organism: Leptosia nina
Lineage: Eukaryota; Metazoa; Arthropoda; Insecta; Lepidoptera; Pieridae
Source: the annotation of a GenBank genome assembly
AUGAAUGAUAGCUUAGAUGAUACCAUCCACUGGUCUGAGCCCCAUUGCUCUAAAGAUGCUCUGACUGAUAAUUAUGGUUGGUUCCUGCAAUUUCUGCUGGCCGUACUAGCGUUUACAUGUUUAAUAGGUAAACGGUUUUGUGAGCCCAAAUAUGCAAGAAGGCCUUGGCUCAUUUGGUUCUAUGAUACCUCAAAACAGGGCCUUGGUGCUUUGAUUAUACAUGCGGCCAAUGUUUGGUUGUCACCAUAUCAGACAGGCAAUCCCUGCACUUGGUACAUAGUAAAUUUUCUGUUAGAUUCUACACUAGGACUUCUGAUAAUUUGGGCUGGUAUACGACUCGCUCAAUAUUAUUCCCGAGUAUAUGAUAUACCACUUAUAAACUUUGGAGAAUAUGGCAAACCGCCAAUGUGUUCAGCCUGGUUAUGCCAAGGCGUGCUCUAUGCAGCGUUGGCAACAUUCGCAAAGUCCAUGCUUGCCUUAGUUCUACAGUUGCCCAUAAUGCAGGCCAUCUUAUCAAAAUUGCGACUGUCACCAGUAUCAGACCCUAGACUAGAAUUGGCUGUAGUUAUGCUUAUCAUACCCUUCUUUGUUAAUAUCUUAAUAUUUUGGGUGACAGACAAUUUCCUCAUGUACCACCCACGGGGAGUAAGCACUAAAUUGAAAACCAAGGUUCGUUACCAAUCAAUAAAAAAGGACAAGACCUGUUCUGAUGAAGAAGAGCAUUCAGCGGAUGAGCGGCUUUUGGGCGCGAAUGUAUGA